Puccinia graminis f. sp. tritici CRL 75-36-700-3 is the source of this 1895-nucleotide messenger RNA. RefSeq lists its product as uncharacterized. The transcript is spliced from 2 exons. Gene Ontology annotation, cellular component: eukaryotic translation initiation factor 4F complex. Bases 178 to 1617 code for a protein of 479 amino acids. The record is from RefSeq and is a predicted model, not a curated record. NCBI's taxonomy places the organism in Eukaryota, Fungi, Basidiomycota, Pucciniomycetes, Pucciniales, Pucciniaceae. Gene Ontology annotation, molecular function: RNA 7-methylguanosine cap binding; translation initiation factor activity. Gene Ontology annotation, biological process: translational initiation.
UGGAUUUCUCGGGCGGUCGGGUUAUGUAAGUUCGAAGCACGUGAAGAAGUUGUGAAAGACUUCGCCUGCUCCCCUCCGCCCCUGUCUUCGAUCACCUCCCAGCUUGAACAAAAAGAACCACCGGCCACCCCCAUCUCAAAAAAAAAAAAAACCAAAAAACCAAAGAGAGAAAGCAAGAUGGCCAGUGGUACGACUGCCUCGAUCAGCUCGAUCAGAAAGAACCAGAACCACCACCAACACCACCACCCCCACCUCAUCCAGCUCAACAACAACAACAACAACAACAACAGACGCAAUGAGAGCACUACCACUCACUCUCGCCAAACCUCAUUCGAACUCAACAACCUAAUACAACCAAAGAACACUACCACCACAACAAUCGACAACAACAACAACAACAACAACAACAACAACAACAACUCAUUCGCCAUCAAAUCAAACCAACACAGCUCAGACUCAAACCACCAACAACAAUACAACCAUCACAGGCGCAACUCAUCCAUGACCUCCAACGGCUCAUCCAUCGCACCCCGAACAGCCUCAUCAACCUCUCUCGUCCAACUGUCCAACGCACCCACUCCAGACGGACUACCAUCAUCCACACUCAAGCCACUACCCGAGAACGGAGACUCGCAGGACUCGAGCCUCUCCCCACUGACGACGAUCGCCAACAAACUACCCUACCUGACCGAAUCCCAACAAGAACCGAUCAGGCGCACGCUCGAGCUCAUCAAUCUGAGCAGUACCAAGAGCCCAGAGCAGAAGGAGCCCAUCCAGCCCACCCCGCCACUCCUCCUAGCCCACUCCUGGACGCUCUUCUUCUCAGACACCUCCGUCUCCAAGUCCUCCUCCGUCCGAGGACACCAUCACUCCCACUCUCAAAGGGACCACACCUCCUUACUCAAGGCGGCCGAAUACCAAUCCGGGAUGUCCCAGGUGUUCACCGGGAUCGGCGAUGUCGAGAGUCUCUGUGCCUGUCUGGCCGGCUUCAAACAUACGAUUGCAGAGGGGAUCCGGAAAGGUAACCUCAUCGGCCCCCCUCCCUCAACCCCUCAUACCGCCGGAACUAGCUCCCCCGGAUUCCGUAGAAGCUUCGCCUCUACAGAACUCCCCGGAACUCCCGAUAAUACUCCCACAGGCCCUCUCGAAGAUACUCUCGUCGUCCCCGGUAACGGCUUGGGUCUCAUCGCUAUGAAACCCGGCCAUAAUCUUCACUUCUUUAGAGUCGGCGUUAAUCCGGUCUGGGAAGACCCAUGGAACGCUAAGGGCGGACGAUUGACGAUCCAGACCCCAUUAGCAGCCUUAGAUCCGACGUUUGAAUCGAUUGUGUUAUUGAUAGCCGGCGGGGUAUUAGAGACGGAUGCGAACCGAAAGCUGAGUGGGAACAGCGGCAGUGCAGGGCACGAUGAAUCCAAGCCGCUGAAACAGGGCGGCAGAGUGGUCGGGGUGGUCGGCUCACGGCGAAGGAAUGGAGACCGGAUCGAGAUCUGGCUCGCUGGCCCUCACAUCGGCGCGCCCCCCUCAGAGGAAUGGAUCCGCAAUAUUCAGAUCGUCCUCGCACUCGAAAUCGGCUCGCCCGAGAUUCGGUCCGCUAGGUAUAAGAAACAUCUCAUGUAAACAUCCCUCGAGGUCAUCUAAUCUUCGGCUUUUCUUUGUCUGCUUAUCCUUCCUUUUCCUUCAUGUGCUCCCAUUGGUUUUGAUUAUCUCUUUUUUUUUUGAGACUUACUCAAAUUUCUAUCUUUAUAUAUAUACUCAUAAAAAAAAACCAUCCAACCAUCAAAAAAAAAAGAAUCAAAUAUUCUACACACAUGCAGUCAUCCAAAAAAAAAAAGAUAAAUGUCAUCCAUUUUUGGUUUCGAAAAAAAAAAGAUUGUUUGUAUUUGUUUUGAUUCAAG